Messenger RNA from Branchiostoma belcheri (Belcher's lancelet), 740 nucleotides. Its product is annotated as antistasin-like. The coding region runs from base 50 to 634 and encodes 194 amino acids. The record is from RefSeq and is a predicted model, not a curated record. NCBI's taxonomy places the organism in Eukaryota, Metazoa, Chordata, Leptocardii, Amphioxiformes, Branchiostomatidae. Gene Ontology annotation, molecular function: serine-type endopeptidase inhibitor activity. The transcript has 7 exons.
UAUUUUUGACAAGUGGCAUUUGGACUACAGCGCUCGGAUAAGAAGCACUAUGUGGUCAGUUUUUCUCCUGUGUUUGGUCGGGUUUUCCCAGCACGCCCCAGCGGCUGUUGUUCCAGGGAUUUUCCAAGGCCCUCAGUACGCAUGCCCCGGGGUGAUGUGUGAUGUCUGGUGCCCGUUCGGUCAUGUGCAAGACGACAAUGGAUGUGACACUUGCGCCUGUAACAACGCCCCCCAGUCGCUAUGCACCCCCGUGAUGUGUGACAUGUACUGCCCCAACGGCUGGGCGCAAGACGAAAACGGAUGUGACGUCUGCAGCUGUGACGACACCCCACAGCCGCUAUGCAGCCCCGUGAUGUGUGAGAUGUACUGUCCCAAUGGCUGGGCGCAGGACGAGAACGGAUGUGACGUCUGCAGCUGUGACGUCUCCGGAUCAAAGUGCCCGCCGCUGCCGUGUGACGUCUGGUGUCCCUACGGUCACGUGCAGGACGACAACGGUUGCGACACUUGCAUGUGCAACGAGGCGCCAGUGUGCCCAGACGUCAUGUGCGGCCUCUGGUGUCCGAACGGAGUACUGCAGGACGAGAAUGGUUGCGACACCUGCCGCUGCGACUGGGACGGGCUGAUGGUCGGGUAGGCUGUGUCACGUGACCUCUGACGUGGAGUAACCAUGGUGACCAGCACCGGGUUAUCGACUUUCACAUCAGCUGAAAACUUCUACGUAAUAAACGGUCUAUCACUCA